AUGAACCAAAACCAAAAAUUCAGAUGUAUUGAAAGAAGGAUUGCAGAUGCAGCAUGUUGGACAAAGAGCCCUUUAAUCGGAAUGACUGGAAUCUUUCUUCAACUACUGAAGAAUGAAGGGCCUAGGUCUUUGUACUUGGGUUUGACUCCUUCUCUCACUAGAUCAGGGUUUUACGGUGGUCUCAGAUUGGGACUAUACGAACCCACCAAGGUUUCUUUCGAUUGGGCGUUUGGGUCUACCACUGUCUUGGUCAAGAUAGCAUCAGGAGAAUUUGCUGGGGCCUUCUCCACUGCAUUAACCAACCCGGUUGAAGUUGUCAAGGUAAGGUUGCAGAUGAAUCCAAAUGCAGUUCCCAUGGCACAAGUGCGGGAAAUAGUCUCUAUAGGAGGCAUAGGAGCUUUGUGGAAAGGAUUUGGUCCUGCCAUGGUUAGAGCUGCAGCACUAACUGCCUCACAGCUUGCAACAUACGACGAAACAAAGCGGAUUCUGGUUAUACAAACUUCUUUGGAAGAAGGGUUUCAUCUUCAUUUAUGCUCAAGUGUGGUUGCAGGGGUAGUAAGCACGCUGAUAACUGCUUCCAUGGACAUGAUUAAAACCCGCUUGAUGAUGAUGCAUCAUGAUUCCGGAAGCUCCAGAAUCUACAAAAACGGGUUUCACUGUGGUUACAAGGUUGUUCGCAAAGAAGGAUCUAUGGCACUUUACAAAGGGUUAGACAAAAAGAUAUCAUUUCUUGAGGAUAUAUAG
Messenger RNA from Brassica rapa (field mustard), 744 nucleotides. RefSeq names its product mitochondrial substrate carrier family protein ucpB-like. The record is from RefSeq and is a predicted model, not a curated record. NCBI's taxonomy places the organism in Eukaryota, Viridiplantae, Streptophyta, Magnoliopsida, Brassicales, Brassicaceae.